AUGGCGGCGGUGCAGCUACUUCUACAAGCCCAAGACCAACUUUCACGGCCCUCACCAGAGUCCUUUCGCAGCAAAGCUAUCGCUGGAGGCUCCAACCUACGGAUCCUCCCCCUUGGGGACUCGAUCACAUAUGGCCAAGGGAGCAGCGAUGGCAACGGAUACCGAUUACCACUCUACGACCUCCUCUCCAGAUGGAACAAGGUAGAAUACAUCGGCCGUGAAAGACACGGUUCGAUGAGCAACAACCGACAUGAGGGACACAAGGGAUUUCCCAUUGGGGCCGUCGGCAACACCGGAAAGCUAGAUUACGUCGAACGCCCCAACAUCGUCCUCCUGCUCGCCGGCACCAACGAUGUGGUCUUUAAAAUCAAUCUGAAAACUGCGCCAGAGGUGCUGGGGCGCGUCGUUGACGAUAUCGUCUCGGCCUGUCCAGAUGCCGUCGUACUGGUUGCGACUAUACCGCCGUUGCUGGAUCGCAAUCGCGAAGCGCGGAGGGUCGCGUUCAAUGCUGCACUGCCGGCUGUCAUGGAGCAGCGGACGGAGGCUGGGAAACAUGUGCUCCUUGUUGAUUUGGCGAAUGUGACUACGCGACACAUCAACGCUACUGAUGGUAUUCAUCCGGUUGAUGAGGGGUAUAAAUUGAUUGCCGAUGCUUGGUAUAAGAGUAUCGUCCAUGCUGAUCAGAAGGGUUGGAUCAAGGCUCCCGUUGCAAAGCCCGCUAAUGGUGAAGUUGAUAGAGUAAAACCCACCAUCCAAGCAAUGCCUAUUGUUCCUGGGAGGCCUACUGUUGCUGGGACCUCUGCUGGUUUCUGGUCUCCGUUUAGGAUGCUUGCGGCGCUGGUUGUGGUGCCUAAGGAGCAGGCCAAAGAGAAGAACAACCCAACUAUGCACAAUGUGAAUGCCUUUUUGAAGAAUAGCACUGUAGCUAAAAAUCCCUCUCCUCGAGCUCCCCUGGAAUUUGGACUUUGGGACAAGGAGGCUUUCUGA
This is a messenger RNA of Histoplasma capsulatum G186AR, 987 nucleotides long. Its product is annotated as BKRF1 encodes EBNA-1 protein. The transcript has 4 exons. The coding region runs from base 1 to 987 and encodes 328 amino acids. Gene Ontology annotation, molecular function: phosphatidylcholine lysophospholipase A1 activity. The record is from RefSeq and is a predicted model, not a curated record. Lineage: Eukaryota; Fungi; Ascomycota; Eurotiomycetes; Onygenales; Ajellomycetaceae.